Scatophagus argus is the source of this 2307-nucleotide messenger RNA. RefSeq lists its product as uncharacterized. Gene Ontology annotation, cellular component: lysosomal membrane; Golgi-associated vesicle membrane; lumenal side of endoplasmic reticulum membrane. Lineage: Eukaryota; Metazoa; Chordata; Actinopteri; Scatophagidae. Gene Ontology annotation, biological process: membrane protein proteolysis. The coding region runs from base 194 to 1816 and encodes 540 amino acids. The record is from RefSeq and is a predicted model, not a curated record. Gene Ontology annotation, molecular function: aspartic endopeptidase activity, intramembrane cleaving. The transcript has 17 exons.
GAAACAGAAAGCAGUGGGUCAGCGUGUCAUGUGCCACGAGCCGAUACAGGAAGUCUCUGGCUGUUGCUGAUUGAAGCUGAACAAAAGCGAUGAAGACACGGGUAACUUAGCGAGUGAAUAGCGUCUCCGUGCCAUAUAGAAGUUAAUUAAUGUUGAUGCCACCAAACUCUGUAAAGAAACGAAUGUUACCAAAAUGGAAAGAGCUGUCAGAAUCAUCAUUUUCUCGGUCAUUUUCUUGGCAUCGCAGAUAAACUGCCAGGAGGCAAUCUUGCACAUUUCAAAUGGAAUUAUAGACAGGGAGUACUGCAUUGUCCACAAUCACUCUUGGACCCCUCUGUCACAAACUCUUGAUGCUGCUUUGCAGUAUCCACUGGUGAAUAUGACCUCCACUGUGCUGUGUAACAGCUCAGGAGUCAGUUCAGAUGUGAUAAAGGGCAAAGCGUUGGUGGUGAUGAAUGGAGACUGUAAUGUCAGCCAGAAGGCUCUGGUUGCACAAGGCCUUGGUGCUACAACUUUACUCAUUGCCAGCAGCAAAAUAUUGAUCACUCCAUCAGCUAAUGACUCAGAGUAUGCAAAGAUCCACAUUCCUCUGGCUCUCAUGAGGUACAGGGACUUCCUGGAUGCACAGGAGGUGUUGGGUGAUAAUUUGCUGGUGAAGCUUUAUGCACCACCUUACUCAAAAAUUGAUCCAAGCAUUGCAGUCAUGCUGCUGAUUGCCAUUGUCACGGUCUCCUUGGGUGGCUACUGGAGCGGAGCGUGUGAGAGGGACCGGUUGAAUAGUGCUGUGGAGAGAGGAGGAGGUGGUGGAGGAGGAGGAGAGAGCAAAGCAGAUAGUGGAGAGCUGUUCCUCUACUCCCCUCUCAAAGUGGUUUUCUUUGUCGCCCUCAUGUGUGGGAUGCUAGUUCUCAUGUACUUUUUCUACAACAUCCUUGUUUACAUCAUUAUUGCAAUAUUCUGCAUGGCAUCUGCCUCUGCACUGUUCAGCUGUCUAGAUGCAGUGAUGGAAAAAAUUGGUUGUGGCACUUUGAGGUUCUCUAUCAGAAAUUGGAACUUCUCAGUGAGGUCUCUUGUACUGGCUGCUUUUUGUAUUACCAUUGCUGUGAUCUGGGGAGUCUACAGAAAUGAAGACAGGUGGAUCUGGAUUUUGCAGGACCUCCUUGGCAUUGCUUUCUGCCUUAACUUUAUGAAGACCAUCUCACUGUCCAACUUCAAGAUCUGUGUGAUACUGCUGAGCCUCCUGCUUCUGUAUGAUGUCUUCUUCGUUUUCAUCACUCCUUUCUUCACCAAGAAUGGGGUUAGCAUUAUGGUGCAGGUUGCCCUGGGCCCAGAUGCAUCUGGAGAGAGGACGCAAGGUAACAUGGUGGAAGUCCCUGCCGAACCCCAGACUCCCUCUGAGAAACUGCCAGUGGUCAUGCGUGUCCCACGGUUCUCAGCUUGGGCUCAGAACCUGUGCGGGAUGCAGUUCUCCAUUCUGGGUUAUGGUGACAUCAUUGUACCAGGACUACUGGUGGCCUAUUGCAGCAGGUUCGAUGUUUGGAUCAACAGCAGCAAGAAGAUCUACUUUGUCAGUUGCUGCAUAGCCUAUCUGCUGGGCAUGAUAGUGACGUUUGCUGUGAUGCUGCUGUCAGGAAUGGGCCAGCCUGCCCUGCUCUACCUGGUGCCCUUCACCCUGAUCACUUCUGCUGUGGUGGCUGGGUGCAGGAGGGAAAUGAGGCAGUUCUGGGCAGGAACCACCUAUGAGGUCUUGGACUCAUCCAGGGAACCUUUACUGCCAGAGGGAAGAACUGACUGCUCCGUAGAAGGAGAAAAAUGCUGACUUGCAGUGUUGAUAACGGACUCAUCUGCAGGAUUUUUUUUUCUGUAACAUUUUAAUAUUUGCAAAGCAAGGGAAAAACAGGUUAUUGAUCAACAGAUUCUUGAAACAGUAUGGGUUCAUUUGACUGCUGUGAAUGGUGGUUACUUGAUGGUUAGAAGGCUGAUUGUGUAGGUGGAACAGAGAUGGUAGGUGGAACAGAGAUGUUUUAAGCGAUUGAAGGACUUUUUAGUGCCUAAAAUGGUCUGUUAUGCUUAUGUUCAGAAAACUGUAAUGACUUCGCCUUGUCGAUAAUUGCGUACAACAGAAUGAGAAAGCACUUUAUAAUAUUUAGCUUGGCGUUUGUUUCAUCAGGGGUGACGUGGGAGUUGGGAUUUUAAUUACUUGUAGCCACAAUAUUGAUACAUUUUUGAUAACUGUUUUGGGUUUUCUGUGUAACCUGUUUGUAUGAUGUGAUUUCUUUCAUUGCCUUAUAUUAAAAUGAAGAACUUCUA